GGUGGAGGGGCCGGGAUGAGAAGCGGGGCGCGCGCGCGUGCACGAGCGGUCCGCCGGCGAGAUGUGGUACUGGAUCUUCCUCUGGGCUCUUUUUUCCUCACUGUUUGUCCAUGGUGCUGCAGGAGUGUUGAUGUUUGUGAUGCUGCAGAGGCACAGGCAUGGAAGAGUGAUCUCCGUCAUCGCGGUCAGCGUUGGCUUUCUGGCCUCUGUAACUGGAGCAAUGAUUACUAGUGCAGCGGUUGCGGGCAUCUACCGCGUGGCCGGGAAGAACAUGGCCCCUCUGGAAGCGCUGGUGUGGGGCGUCGGGCAGACUGUACUGACACUAAUCAUCUCCUUCUCAAGGAUCCUCGCUACACUCUGAGGUUUCUGAGGCAGUGUAUUUCACUUAAGAAAACAGAUGUACAGAUUUCCUGAAAAUGGCACUGUGGGCAAGUGGAAAUGAAGUUGUGCAAGAACGUGGCCGGAGCAAGUCAAAGCCUGAGGAAGACCUCGCGCUGUGUGGGAAGACAGCCCUCUGGUGUUCAAGCGAUUGCACUACCGCCCUGCACCUUACGUGCCUCCGUCCCAGGCAAGGUGCACCGAGACACUACGUGAAUCUACAAGAAAAAGCACCUUGUUUAGCUGCCAAUCAGGUUAACAUUGGCGUUCAAAUCAUCGUUCUUAACAGUGUUGUGUUGAGUUCCAGGGACGAUCUGAGGAAUUGAUACAUGUGCCAAACUCUUCUCUUUUUGUUCACAUUGGUCGUGUGACGAUUUGCAAGUGUAGCUGUAGCUGAGUGCUGUGAACAUAUUUGACAUGAGUUCAGGUAAAUGUAAGACUUCGUUUUGUAAUGCUAAAUCUUGUAUGAGUGCUAAAUACUGAAUCACUUGAUGUGAGAAAAAUUACCUGGUUUUUAAUGUUGAGCAUCUCUGGGAUUUAGGGUUUUAGUACGUUUAGGCAUUAUUGUUAUUCAUAUGAAAAAUAAUAGUCUUCUUAAUGGAAGACUACCUAAAUUGUUUUAAGGACUCAAAGUAGAUCUAUAGGGUGCAUACCUUUCGCUAAAUUAACGCCCUUUUAAUAGUUUCCCUCAUGCAUAAAUAUUGUUUAUAUGAAUUUAAAAAUGUUAUGUUUCACACACACUGAUUGUCAUUUGUGUGUCAUAAAAUAUAAUUUGAAAAUUUUCUUAGAAAUUUUGUAAGGAAAAAAGUCUGGAGUGCAUGUUACAUUCUUUGUCACUUCUAAAGAAAACUUUUGCCUUGUAUCUCAUGGAGAAACCAUCUUUAUAAGUAGUAUGGUAGUGGGAUUAUCCCUACAUCUUGAUUUUUGACAAAACUAUCUUUCAUUCUGGAGUAUUAACUAUAUUUAAAGAGUGGCCUAAAUUAGGCUCAGGAAGUAAAAGCUUCAUUUGUAGAUAAGUAACCAGUAAGUUAUAUGGGGAGAAUAAUACAGUGUCUUACUUUGGAUAGGUGGCAGUGUCAUGAUUCUGCUAAGAACUGGGGAAAUAUAGUAAAUAAUUUUAGAAUUGGUCAGUCUCAGCAUAUCAGUGCAGUAUGGAAUGUAUACACAGUGAUUCAUAUCAGUUUUUCAGUUCUUGAUUUAUACUGUUCAAUUUUAAGUUUAUUUAAGUUGAAAAGUUAUGACUUAAGUUUAUUAGAAUCUUAUCACAUUUACUAAAAAUGGAAAUGUCCUUUGUAUAAAACAUUUUCAGAAGUUUUGGUAAUACAUAGUUGGUUACAAGAAUACAAGAGGUAGGUAAAACAUAGCCUGCUCAAAUCGGUCUCCUGUGAGACUUUUUGGGCACCAGUUGCAGUAAUAAACGUGCUAAUUCAAGGAAGGAGUUAAGGAGAAUUCAAAAAAUAAUCUAGCAGCUGAGCCUUUUUGUUUAACCUGAUUUUAUUUUUUUUUAAGUAGGCUUCUUUUAGAUCCAUGGAAUUUCAGACUAGUUUUACUCCACCAAAAUAGAUGUAUCAGCUUAGUGAGAUACUGAGGAAGGAAUCCUCUUAGCAGCAUAGAAGCGCAUUUUAGGGAUUUACUAACAUUGUGGCUUGGAAAUUUGUUUAAAAAAAUAAGCAGUGGUGUGUUAUUACAGAUCUUUUUGGUAAAUCUUAGACUUCUUUUAUAAUGUAAAAGCCUAUUAUUAUAUUUUCAUGUGUUGUUUAUAUUCCUGAUGUUUCCUCAAGUUAAAUUUAUACAUGACUUUUUCAAGUCAGUUUGAUUUCUCCUUUUCUGAUAGACUUCAGUUGUGUUCUUCCUUUACUUUGGCUGUUCUAUCAAUAAUCUAAAGCAUUUAUGUCUUUCCAGAGGAGUUACCAAUAAUAUGUGGAAAUUGUUUCAGAUGUACAGGCUGAAUAUUUAUUUUGGUUUAUGAAAGUUAUCAUAGAUAAUAUGGAACAUACGGUUCAUAAUCCAGAAAAUAACUUGGAUGCAUUGAAUAUAUGAAUUAUGGACCAAAGAGAUUUAAACUCUUAUUUUUAUUCUAGGAUGAAAGUUUGAUUGAGUGAUUAAUAGUUUGUGACAUGCCCUGCAGUUAUGCCAGUAUCAAGUUGAUUUACAUUAAGAACUGAGUGUGUUGUAUACUGUAAUAUUUAGGUGGACAGUUUGAGUUUCUUUGCUGCUCUCAGUUAUUUUCAUUGAGAUAUUGUGCAUCUGUCACUCUUUGGAUAUUUGAAGUGUAGUUGUAUAGUAUGAAUUUAUCAGUUGUUUUCAUAGCUAUUUAUAUGCUGAGUUUUUAUAAGUUCAUGGUUUUCCUAUACAGACUAAUGUUUAAUGAUAUAUAUGUAUAUACAUAUGUAUCAUUAUAUACAUAUAUAGAGAGAUAUGUGGAUAUACUCCAAUUGGAAAGCUUUUGUUCAGUGAACACUUUGGUGUUAGUGAAUUUGAUAAUACUUGUUUGGUUGGAUGGUCUUUUAAAUAGAUUUGAAGAUGUUCGACGUUAUCCGGGGAAAUUUUUCUUGGUGUAAUGGUGCGGGAUACCCUUAUUUGGGAUACGACAAAAGCUGUUAUUGACAUAAUUAGGCUACACUUUCUUAAAAUUUGAAUGUGAUUUAGCAGUAAAUUUUCUUUAUGACAAGUGCAAGUAGGUAGUGAGGCAAUCCCCUGCAGUUGACACUUUUGCUUUAAAAAUGUUCAGAAUAUUGCCAAUAGUGAAAUCAGUUCCCCAAAGAUGGAACUCCUAGAUGCCCAUCUGGUUAGAAAUGUCAGUAGAGCACAGUUAACCAAGGGGGCCUCACGUAAGCUACAAACAAUACUUAAAACCUUUAAAAGAAGGAAGUACAGUUAACUACCCAUGGCACAGUUUGGUCGGUUGCUGUAGAAAGUUCUGAAUGGUGGUGUACUCAUUGUGUGCAGCUUGUUAUUUUAGAUCUUGAUGUUUACCACGCAGUGUUACAGGCCGUUACCCAAUAUACUGUCUUCAUAUUUGCUGCAUACAUUUCACCCCUACAUUUCCAAGCUCACAGUGCUGUAUUUGUAUUGUAAAUGAGAGAGAGGAAAAAGAAAGAGUUGCCCUGUGUAUUUUCUAUUUGUGAUGUAGGAACAGGGAUAAUUUCCAAAUCAAAGAAUGUUGUUAAAAAAGAGUCUCAGAACCUCCAAGUAAAAUGAGGAACAUGGGGCUGUAACUCUCUUGUGCCCAUGCCAGCACCCCAGUUCCAGCUAGCUCAGUUUUGUGAACACUUCCUCCAGAUCCACUGUGUGCAGUGCUGUAUGAAGUACUGUCUGUUGGGAGAACAAAGAUGACUGAAGUGGACCUCCUAUCCUGGAGUCCACUGAGAGCUAGCAAAACAGUUUCAGAUCCUAAAAAGACUGGGACAGCAUUUCACUUCUUGAUUUUGGUUAGCAGUUCAGGUUCCCAACCCCUCAAUUUUCCCACUACUUCCACUAAAUGGAAUUUUACUGGCUGAGAUGUCAUUGCUAUGUCAGAGUGAAGAGUGUUAGACUCUAGAGACACAGGCUUAUAUCCAGGCUGUCACUUGUCAAAUUUCUGAUGCAAGCAACCAUUUAACCUCUGAGCUUCAUUUCAUACUCUGAAAUUAUUACACUUCAUAUCAUGAUGAGAAUUUAUGAAUGGCAAAAUGAUACGUAAUUACAGUAAAUGAUCAGUAGUCACUGGAACAUUUUUAAAGUUGUAUUUCACAAUAGCAGUUGAUUCUGUUUUGUACAAUUCAUUCUUCUUUCAUUUCCACAUUUUCCAUAUAUAUUUAAGAAAAAAACUAUUAAAAAGUUCUCUUACAAUCUCACUUCCUUCAUUGACUCUCUACCCUUCUAUUUUUAAAAUCAGCAGACAUUUGUCUGAGAACACUUCGGGAAUUGGUAGGAUCAGAAUGGCUAGGGCAGUCAAGAUUAAAUGAUGGGUUCCAGUUAGCACUGGUUAUAGUAGAAAGAGUAGAAGCGGCCAGUGUUUGCCCCUUUACCAUUUCUUGCCUAUUUUCUAUGGAUUAGAUUGACUCAGAACAUUUAUUGGUUCUCUGUUGUAUACAGAUUAUUAUCCUUGUUUUGGAGAUGGAAAAGUGGAUACUCUCCCCCGACACAUCCACUGUUCUUCUGCCACCUCGGACAUCUGGCUCCGCGUUGUGCUGCCGAGUCUGUUAGGACUGUGGAGCUGGGCUUCACGUGGACCAGGCUUCUUGUUGGUCCUGGUGGUGGUUGGUUGGGUUUUUUUUAACCCCAAAGGCAAUAGUUAUUUUAGAUAUACACUCAUUUUAUAAUUCAGGAAGUUACACGAUGCUAAGAGCACUUUCUGAAGUGUUCACAGACUACUUCUCUCUUGCUAAAAGUUUUCUCCCAGAAAUUCUCAAGCAGAAUCUCUUUAAGCAUAGUUUUUGGGACAUGAGGGACAUGAAAAGUUACUGAAGAAAUUAGAAUUAGACUUUGAUUGCAGAGAAGUUUGGUGUAUAUUGAGUAACUAGGUAAAUUACUGUUUCCUUUAAUAAUCAGGACUGAGACUCUCAGUGAUUAAAAUGGUCUGGUAAUCUCCCUUAAUUUCUCAUCCCUUUCAAACUCUUCUAGGUAGAAAGAACAUCAUUUGAUUAAAAUUUUUAACAUUUUUCAAAUGUGGUACCGUUUUGUAGCUAAGGAAGUUUAAAGGCAGGAAUAAAUGUUGGAGAGCUGCUGGGUGUGUGAAGCACCUUGCAUUGUGAGAACACAGCCCCCCUUUCCACUGUGCUGAGAUGAGACACACCGUGUGUGUGUGUCCCGCGCGUCUCCAUAGUUCUGUGUCCCUUGCGUGUGGGCGCCCUGGCCACGGCACAUUUGAAGUCCUUUACAUGUGCGUGUGUGCGUGUGUGUGUAUGUGAUUGUGGCUUUGCCCUUCUAAUUUGAGCAUCUCUGUUCUGUUACAGAAAAUGCACUAUUGUUAAGGUUGCUGAAUUAUUUAUCUCAAAACAUAGCUGUGAAUUUGGGGGAAAAUAGUACUUAAUAUAUGAAAUAUUUUCACUAACUGGAGAUGUACUGAUGAAUUCUUUAUUAAAUUAGUGUCAACACUCAAAUUUUUGAGUGAACUGUGCUGUGAACCAUAAUCAUCUCCCUCUGAAUUUAGGGGAUUCACUUUCACAUUCUUUGCAUUCAUUGCAUAUAUGUUGAAUUUACAUAACAACCCAUCCUUGAUUUUAAGAACUAAUUUGACAGUUCAUGUAAAGUGCUUCAUCCUUUUUCCAGACAGAUGUCCUACAUUAUAGUUUAAACAUGUACCAUUUUUUGAUGGAAGCUAGAGUGCUGAUUCGGAAGAGAAUUUUCAACACCUACGGUUGUGCUGUCAGUAUCUUUUUGAAAAAUACAUAGCUGUCGGCAAGUCAGGACAGCAAGAAGCGCUUACAUUUUAUUAUAGAUUGUUUCCUGCCCUCAUAUACAGUAUGUGUACCAUCAGUAAUAAUAUAACUUGUUUUUUGGAAAUGUCUGUAGGUCUGUAACAUAUAGAAAGCAGUAUGCCACAAAUGUAUAGAAAGAGACACUGAAAUACACAAUCAUCUGAAGCCCAUGACCAUAACUGGUUCUCCUGAAUAUGAAUUGGUAAUUAUUAAAAAUCAUCACUGCUUUUAAAACCCUGUUGAAAUGAAUAACUGCUUGAAAAUUCUACUGAUAGUGAAAAGCUUCUUUUUAAAAAACUGAAAGUUUGUAGAUUUCAUCAUUUAGUAUCUCUGGGAUGGGACAUUUUAAAGUUUCUUCAUAGCAAGCAAGUAGAGGUUACUUAUUUGAGUAGGACAAAAUGGGUUACUUUCAGUACUCGUUGAGUUGAUAAUCUAAUUGUUGAUGUUUUCUUAGUGUUUGUGAUAUUGGGUGCAUUUACUAUGGAGAAAUUAAAAAUACUAUAAUUCUUUCAGCAACGUACCCACACACAAUUCUCUCAGCAGCAUACCCACACACCCCCACACCGGGGUCUGCAUGUUUAGAUGAACAAAUACGAAAUUCCACAGUAUUUUGCAUUUAAAUUUAUAACUUGUUAAACUUCGUAUGAUUUCCUACCAUAAGUAUUAUCCCUUGACUCUAGUCAUUUUGAUAGCAACUUAAUCUUAAAGUUAACUAGCUAAGAUGUCUUCAUUGAAGUACCAGCUAUAUGGGUUUACCUGGCAGGCAUUGAAAGAUCACUGUUGAAUCAGCUAGUUAAGUCACAGUAACAUUUUAGAAAACUAAAUGAUGCCUCAGUGCCUUGAAAGUUAAAGUACUUUUGCAAAGUGGAUCUAGCAGAAGUCAGGAUUGACACCGAUGAGUUGGUUGUGUACACGUCACCUGUGACUGGAGAUCCGGAGUUUAUAAAGGGUGUCAUGGAAGUAGGUCUUGGCUACUAACUUCUUACGGUUCAAUGCAGAUCAGCUACUUAGCCAUUGACUAUGACAGAUGACAACUACUUUCAUUAUGUUCUCAUGGUAUGGCAUUUUCUUCUAUUUUUUUCCCUUUUGCAAGAAAGUAUGAAAUGGGGAAAAAAUGUAGUGAACCAUUUAAAUUUUUAGUUUUGUUGUAAACUAGAGAUCCUAGUGUGAACAGUGUUUUAUAUUGUAGUACGGGGCAGACACUUUAUGUAUGUAACCUUUAGAAAUACGUUUAUCAUCAGGGAUUUAUUUUUACUAUAGAAAUAUAUUAAAUGUACUGUGAAGCUUAAAAAUAGGAAGGAUAAGCAUUGGAGGGGUAAUACAGAAAAACAAAAGCAUAUUUGUUGAAGUACCCUGCAUUAUGUGAACACAACUUCCCCUCUGUUAUGACUAUAAGCUACACUGUAUGAGUAUGUGUACUGCAUGUUUACAUAAUACAGUUUAAUUUUGAAGGAUUAUUUAAAAAACUUUAUAUAGAAUACCUAACAAGCUGUAAAUAUUGUAUACUAUUGAUUUUUAAUUUUAUAUAAGCAAUUUUUUUAUUUCCCAAUUCAUGUACAAAUCUCAUUGUGUAUAUAGCAUAAUUUCCCGGAGAACAUUUUGCAGUGAAUUUUAAGUAUUUUAAUUGUAGUAAGUAUCAGGUUAGCCUUAGAAAUGUUGGUCUUUAUUUAAAUUAUUUUUCACCACUCUCGUUUUCUUCACAGGGCAGCAAUAAACAUAUGCAAGUUAUUUUUGAUUAUGAAAAAGGUGGUCUAACAAGACAAGAUUUGCGUUUCAAUUCAUUGCUUUAAAGAAAAGAUGCACAGUUAAUAUCAUCUGCUGUCUGGUCGCGGACCAUUUCUGAGGUCCGUGUGUGGCUCUCCUCUUUGUAAUGUACAGGGUGAACUCUUUGUUGAUAACACUCAAAACAUCUGUUAAAAGUGAAUCCAGCACUUAAAUGUCAUUACACAGAAUUUAUUGGAUUAAAAAUUUGUAAUAUACAGUAUUUUAAUAAAGUUUCUGUAUUCAAUUUCAUGCACUUAUAUAUAAAUAAACCUGUCUUUAAAAGCUUU
Molecule: messenger RNA, 7831 nt
Organism: Chinchilla lanigera (long-tailed chinchilla)
Lineage: Eukaryota; Metazoa; Chordata; Mammalia; Rodentia; Chinchillidae
Gene: Tmem170b
Product: transmembrane protein 170B
Biological process (GO): negative regulation of canonical Wnt signaling pathway
Cellular component (GO): plasma membrane
Source: RefSeq, a predicted model, not a curated record